AUUCCAAACAUUCAGACGAGAGGAGGUUGGCGGACCAGUCCGGAGACGCAGAUGUAGCACAAGACGACAAAUAACCUUCAGAGUGUCUGUGCUGAGGAGCAGCACAUUGACCUGUUACAGGUCUCAUAGGGAUGCUACUCCUCCCUGUCGGGUCGUCGUCCCUUUAGACCUUGACGAACAGGAGUUUGUUCGAGCCCUUCAAGAAAACAUCCCCGAGUUGCACUUUGAGCUUUGCCGAGUCAAUGGGCAGCGCAGCAUAAUAGUGUUGGAGGAGCAGUACAUACGUGUCCAGAAUGCCCUAGGGCGCUCUUGUCUCUACCUACACCCCAAGGAUGUUAUGUCAAACCCCUCCAUACCACUGGAGCAAACACCAGCUGCACAACCAAUUGCAAUUGGGACCACUUCCCCUGCUCCAUCUCCACCAAUCACAAUCCACACCUCUUCCCCUGCUCCAUCUCCACCAAUCACAAUCCACACCUAUGCCCCUGCUCCCUCUCCACCAAUCCACACCUCUUCCCCUGCUCCCUCUCCACCAAUCCACACCUCUUCCCCAGCUUCCUCUCCAGCUCACAAUCAUUUCUAUAUAUCCUCCGCUCCAUCAAGCCCAUACCAGGAGGGAACUGAAGAAGCUUUUGACAUCGCUGUGGCACUUCGAUCCCUACAAUCAAGGGUUCACCAUCUGGCUCCCACAGCCAAUCAGAUAACUUCGCAAUGAAGAAUUUGAAUGUGACGAGAGAGCCUUCCGGCGACCAGCCUUCAAUCCACAGUCCAAGCUGGACAUCGUUUUCAUAGAUGAGGAUGGUGAAGGAGAAGGUGCCAUCGACAAUGCUCUUCACAACAACACUUAUAGACUUGUGGGCCAAAUGUUGGCAGUUUGUCUCAUCCAUGAAGGGGUGUCGCCAC
Messenger RNA from Micropterus dolomieu (smallmouth bass), 903 nucleotides. RefSeq names its product ENHANCER OF AG-4 protein 2-like. The transcript has 5 exons. Lineage: Eukaryota; Metazoa; Chordata; Actinopteri; Centrarchiformes; Centrarchidae. The record is from RefSeq and is a predicted model, not a curated record. The annotation marks the transcript as partial.